AGGGGGAAGAAAUAAUUUUCAAACCUUAUUGAAUUACUUCGUAAAGCCAAAAGGAAUCGACGAAACCUGAAGCCAAGCAAUUUCGGUACUGUGCUCUAAUAAGGAUCCAGCUGUCAACAUGCGUCCGGUUUUCAACAUCCUUGGCCGUUGAUGUUUAUUUCUCUUCGUCAGAACACAGAAGCGAUCGUAGGUUGAAAGCGGUAAACUGUUUGUAAAAUGGUGGCUAAGGCGAACGUUGGUUUUAUCGUUUCUUUUCGGAACUUGAGUAACGUUACAACUGGACCAAAAUCCGCGUUGUUUUAUGGAAUUUGGGGAGUUUUACCUUUUAUUACUAUUCCGAUUUAUAUGGGAAUAACUGGUAAAAAUAUCCCACAACUCAUUUAUGCUGAUUUGACAUAUGGUGGUGGCAUUGUGUCUUUCCUAGGGGCUGUCAGAUGGGGACUAGCAAUUCCAAAUUCUAAGGAAAAAACUCUCAAACCAAGUUUUCAGACCCUUGGUUGGGCUAUAACUCCAGUUAGCGUUGCUUGGCUGGCUCUACUCACUUCUUCAACUAUUGGAAGUCUUAUGAUAAUUGGAACAUUUCUUGCUUGUAUUUUCCAAGAUGCAUAUUCAGUUGAAUAUCCUGCAUGGUACAAAUCUUUCAGAAUUAUUUUCAGCUCAUUUGCUGUCCUAUCUCUGGGAGCUAAUUUAUUAAUGUAUCACUCAGUCAUGAACUAGUUUCUUACCACAAGGUUGUUUGUGUUGAUAUAACCUGUAAUUCAAAAAUUAAUACCUACCCAUUUUAAUUUCAACGCAUGAUAACUAAUUUGCAAACUGAACUUUCAAUUGCAAAAUGGUUUUCUGUCAAAUAACUCAUACACAGAAAUAAAUAGUCAUAACCAGACCUUUGGUUAAGCUCAA
Daphnia magna is the source of this 900-nucleotide messenger RNA. Its product is annotated as transmembrane protein 69. The record is from RefSeq and is a predicted model, not a curated record. Bases 217 to 717 code for a protein of 166 amino acids. The transcript has 2 exons. NCBI's taxonomy places the organism in Eukaryota, Metazoa, Arthropoda, Branchiopoda, Diplostraca, Daphniidae.